This is a messenger RNA of Cladocopium goreaui, 249 nucleotides long. Lineage: Eukaryota; Dinophyceae; Suessiales; Symbiodiniaceae. The record is from the annotation of a GenBank genome assembly.
AUGCCACAUCAAGCCCUCAGUUCGCUUUCCGAGCGGGAAGCGGACUCGGUAGUUCUUCCAUCCAAGCGGCGGCGGACUGAAGCUGCCGUGGGUGACCCUGAAAAUGAGGCUAUGGACGCAGAGGAGUCACAAGAGGAAGAGGAGGAGAAGGGCUCGAACUUGAUCAAGGUGAAGGGAAAGAUGGUCAAAAGCCAACCGAAAUCAAAGGGGAAGAAGGUCAAGGCAAGACCGAGGCCAGAGAUGGCUUAG